This is a messenger RNA of Callithrix jacchus (white-tufted-ear marmoset), 3240 nucleotides long. It is a transcript of the gene RPA1, whose product is annotated as replication protein A1. NCBI's taxonomy places the organism in Eukaryota, Metazoa, Chordata, Mammalia, Primates, Cebidae. The record is from RefSeq and is a predicted model, not a curated record. Gene Ontology annotation, cellular component: nucleus; DNA replication factor A complex. Gene Ontology annotation, biological process: telomere maintenance via telomerase; DNA replication; nucleotide-excision repair. Gene Ontology annotation, molecular function: damaged DNA binding; single-stranded telomeric DNA binding.
CGGCUGCGCAGCGCCGGGCCCGCCCCUGUGCCGCGCGCACGUCGGGGGCGGGAACGGCGCGCGCAACCCCUCAGGCGGGUAACUGCGCAGCGCUCGGGACCCGGGGCGGUGGGAAGCUCGGGUUGCCGAGGGGUUCGCGCGGGAGUCGGUGCGGAGGAGCCAUGGUCGGCCAACUGAGUGAGGGGGCCAUUGCGGUCAUAAUGCAGCAGCAGGAUACAUCCAUCAAACCCAUGCUCCAGGUCAUUAACAUCCGUCCCAUCACCACAGGGAACAGUCCGCCACGUUAUCGACUGCUCAUGAGUGAUGGAUUGAACACUUUGUCAUCUUUCAUGUUGGCCACACAGUUGAACACUCUUGUUGAACAAGGACAAUUGGCCAGCAACUGCGUUUGCCAGGUUAACCGAUUCAUUGUGAACACCCUGAAAGACGGAAGGAGAGUAGUUAUUUUGAUGGAAUUAGAAGUUUUGAAAUCAGCUGAAGCAGUUGGAGUGAAGAUUGGCAAUCCAGUGCCCUAUAAUGAAGGACAUGGGCAACAGCAGGUGGCUCCUCCUCCAGUUCCAGCUGCCAGCCCAGCUAGCAGCAAGCCCCAGCCACAGAAUGGAAGCUCGGGAGUGGGUUCCACUCUUCCUAAGGCUUAUGGUGCAUCAAAGACGUUUGGAAAAGCUGGAGGUCCCAGCCUGUCCAGCACUUCCGGGGGAACACAAGCCAAAGUGGUACCCAUUGCCAGCCUCACCCCUUACCAGUCCAAGUGGACGAUUUGUGCUCGUGUCACCAACAAAAGUCAGAUCCGUACCUGGAGCAACUCCCGAGGAGAAGGGAAGCUGUUCUCUCUAGAACUAGUUGAUGAAAGUGCUGAAAUCAGAGCUACGGCUUUCAAUGAGCAAGUGGACAAGUUCUUUCCCCUCAUUGAAGUGAACAAGGUGUAUUAUUUCUCAAAGGGCACCCUGAAGAUUGCUAACAAACAAUUCACAGCUGUUAAAAAUGACUAUGAGAUGACCUUCAAUAAUGAGACUUCCGUCAUGCCCUGUGAAGAUGAUCAUCACUUGCCUACCGUUCAGUUUGAUUUCACAGGGAUUGAUAACCUAGAGAGCAAGUCUAAAGACUCACUUGUCGACAUAAUUGGGAUCUGCAAGAGCUAUGAAGAUGCCACGAAAAUCACAGUGAGGUCUAACAACAGAGAGGUUGCUAAGAGGAAUAUCUACUUGAUGGACACGUCGGGGAAGGUGGUGACUGCUACACUGUGGGGGGAAGAUGCUGAUAAAUUUGAUGGUUCCAGACAGCCUGUGCUGGCUAUCAAAGGAGCCAGAGUCUCAGAUUUCGGUGGACGGAGCCUCUCUGUGUUGUCUUCCAGCACCAUCAUCGUGAAUCCUGACAUCCCAGAGGCCUAUAAGCUUCGUGGAUGGUUUGACUCAGAAGGACAAGCCUUAGAUGGCGUCUCCAUCUCUGAUCUAAAGAGCGGUGGACUUGGAGGGAGCAGCACCAACUGGAAAACCUUGUAUGAGGUCAAAUCAGAGAACCUGGGCCAAGGCGACAAGCCGGACUACUUUAGCUCCGUGGCCACAGUGGUGUAUCUUCGCAAAGAGAACUGCAUGUACCAGGCCUGCCCAACUCAGGACUGCAAUAAGAAAGUGAUUGAUCAGCAGAAUGGCUUAUACCGCUGUGAGAAGUGCGACACUGAAUUCCCCAGUUUCAAGUACCGCAUGAUCCUAUCGGUAAAUAUUGCAGAUUUUCAAGAGAAUCAGUGGGUGACUUGUUUCCAGGAGUCUGCUGAAGCUAUCCUUGGACAAAGUGCUGCCUAUCUUGGAGAAUUAAAAGACAAGAAUGAACAGGCGUUUGAAGAAGUUUUCCAGAAUGCCAACUUCCGAUCCUUCAUAUUCCGAGUCAGGGUCAAAGUAGAGACCUACAAUGACGAGUCUCGAAUUAAGGCCACUGUGAUGGAUGUGAAGCCUGUGGACUACAGAGAGUAUGGCAGAAGGCUGGUCCAGAGCAUCCGGAGAAAUGCAUCAAUGUGAGGAGAGAGUGCUGAUUGGGCAGAAGCUUGCAGGCGAAGAGCCAAAUGGAAUCCAUUUCCCCCCACCCCUGUGUGACAAGCCCACAUUUGCUACAAAGCACAGAGGCUCUUUAUGGUGGACUAAGCAAUUUCCUCUCGUGUGCAUCUCACAGCCGAGUGGUAGGCAACGGAGAAUACGCUCAGGUGGCUGCGGUUUAGACUGUCAGGCCCAAGGCGUCCACCAGCCACUUAGUGUAAGACCAGUCACCCCCUGUCUCCAGGCUUCCGUCAGUGGUGUGAAGAUUCCAUUACCAUCAAGCAGGAAUGAUGAUGUCAGUAACUGACCCUCACUGUGGACUUGCAGUAAAUGAUGUGACUGGGUUUCUGCUUCUCCCGUGGUGACCCCCUCACACCCUGGGUUGUGUCUUAGCGGGGAGAGAUGAGAAGAGGUGGUGGGAUACCUGGGUGUUUUAGUAAGUGUGUCUUCCUAGAUUCAAAGGCGCUCUCUUUCUUUUCUUUUCUUUUCUUUUUUCUUUUUUUUUUUUUUUUUGAGACAGAGUUUCGCUCUUAUUACCCAGUCUGGAGUGCAAUGGCGCAAUCUCGGCUCACUGCAACCUCCACCUCCUGGGUUCAGGCAAUUCUCCUGCCUCAGCUUCCUGAGUAGCUGGGAUUAUAGGCAUGCGCCACCAUGCCCAGCUAAUUUUAUAUAUAUUUUUUAGUAGAGACGGGGUUUCACCAUGUUGACCAGGAUGGUCUCGAUCUCUUGACGUCGUGAUCCACCCACCUCGGUCUCCCAAAGUUCUGGGAUUACAGGCUUGAGCCACCGUGCCCGGCCAAGGCGCUCUCUUUCUAGAGGUGCUACCUACUAGUUAAUGCUUGGAAUGGCAGUAGGGUAGAAUUAUUAAUCAAAGGCAUAUCUUUUAUAUCCGCAGAAUAUCCUUCCUUCAGGGUUUGAUAGCCUGAGUCAGAUGGGUCUGAUACUAAUCAGAAUUGUCUCUUCUGAGGACUGCUGCUAAGCACUGACUUGCCGUCCCCUAGGGAAAUCCAGGCAACUACAAAGCAUUUCUUUAGUUUCCACUUCAAUUCACGUAGCAUUUCGGCUAGUGAACGUAGACUCUUCCUACCUGUUCAUAGUCCUUGCAUUCGUAUAUUUUCUUUUUUCGACUAAAGCUGUGUUCAAUGGAAAGGAUUUCGAAACCUUUUGUUUCCCUUGCUUUGUUUUAAUAAACAGUAUAUUCUUUGCUUGUGAA